Messenger RNA from Macrobrachium nipponense, 1167 nucleotides. RefSeq lists its product as uncharacterized. The coding region runs from base 231 to 893 and encodes 220 amino acids. Lineage: Eukaryota; Metazoa; Arthropoda; Malacostraca; Decapoda; Palaemonidae. Gene Ontology annotation, molecular function: N-acetyltransferase activity. The record is from RefSeq and is a predicted model, not a curated record. The transcript has 5 exons.
CGACGAUCAUCAGAGUAUCUACGUCCAGUAUAAGUCUAGAACUCAGAGUGACGGCAGUCGAAGUCGAGCAUUGGACCUCUCCCCUUAUUAUCCGUCGGAAUAUUUCGAAGGACUGACUUGCAUACAUUAUCUUCUCUUAUCUCUUGGACUUCAAAAGGAAAACUCGGGAAGAAAUAACGAAGCGUUUUCUUCACUUUACGAUAGAGACCCGAGAUUCGACCUGUCAAGACAUGAGCAACCUGAAGGGUCUGGAGCAGGUCGCAUUGUCUCCCAAGGAGAACGACGAGGUCUACGAGCUCCUGAGGGAUGCCUACGUGCCCAGGGAACCCGUGUGCAUAGGCCUACGCGCCAGCUACGACGAAUUGAAGCCGUUGUUCGAAUCCCUGGUCCCGCACACGCUGACGAGCGGAGCGAGCAUCGGCCUAAGAGAGGCCUCUUCCGGCAAGGUCGUCGCCUACAUGCUCAACCUCGUCAUCGAUUCGCCUGAUUUUGAGCUCUUCCAAAAAGGAGGGCUCGGCUCUGAGAAGGCUGACCUAUACUCCAAGUUGAUGCAAGACUUCUGCGCAGGCGUCGAUGUGUUCAAUGGCGGCCAGUUCAAGAAGAACUUGGAGUUGCUGCUCCUCUGCGUCCAUCCCAGUUACGGGGGAAGGGGAAUAGCAGCUGAAUUGAUAAAGAUGAGCGAGAACAAAGGUCGAGCGAUGGGCUGUGACAUCGCCACUAUCCAGGCUGUAAACGUCAUCACGGACCACAUAGCCAGGAAGCUGGGUUACCAGGAGAUCUGCAGGAUCGACAUGAAGGAACGCACGAAGGAGAACGGUGAGGCUCUGGUCGAUAUGGAGCUCAUGGAAGCCAAUGGCACCACACACCUCAUUUACCUGUCCAAGAGACUCUGAGAGAAAGAAAGAUGAAAGGGUUUUGAAGCAACUUACGUUAUGCAUGGAGAUGAGACUAAAUGCAACGGAUAGUAAAUAAAUAAGUGACAAUAUUAUCUUACGCCAUUGAAAGACGAAGAUGGCAGACAGACUUAGAGAGUAGUGUGUGUGUGUGUGUACGAUGUGUGUUUACAUUGUUUAAACGAGGUGAAUAUGGUUCAUUCAAUAUAUUUCAUAUGUAAAACGAGGUUUAUCCACCUCGGUUUUCUAAUCAAAUCAAGAGCUGUGGAGUUUU